ACGGCAUAAAGUUGAAAAUGUAAAGCGAAUGAGUUCUCACCCACUGUUACCACUAUAUCUUACUGGUGGACAAGAUGGUUCCGUUCAAAUAUGGGAAUGGGGACACCAGCAAGCAGUAUGCUCUCCGCGGCCUUCGGGCACUUUUGCAAAAGUAACGCGUUGCAGAUUUUCUGAGCAAGGAAACAAAUUCGGAAUAGGCGACGGAGAUGGAAAUCUGAGUUUAUGGCAAGCUGGCAUAGCAUCGCAAAACAACAGGCCAUUUUUCACAUACCAGUGCCACAAUAAAUUACUUUCUGACUUUGUAUUUUUGGGUUCGUGCAGUUUGUUGGCAACAGGUAAGAGGUUUAUAAACUUCGUAAUUAAUUUAAUUAAUUGCAAUUAAGAGGGAACACAUAAA
This is a messenger RNA of Rhagoletis pomonella (apple maggot), 397 nucleotides long. Its product is annotated as dmX-like protein 1. Lineage: Eukaryota; Metazoa; Arthropoda; Insecta; Diptera; Tephritidae. Gene Ontology annotation, molecular function: protein binding. Bases 29 to 382 code for a protein of 117 amino acids. Gene Ontology annotation, cellular component: RAVE complex. The transcript is spliced from 2 exons. The record is from RefSeq and is a predicted model, not a curated record. Gene Ontology annotation, biological process: vacuolar acidification.